CUUUUAUGUUAAAAUCUAUUUAAGUUUUUAUACACAUUUAUUUCCUUUACGCGCCUUUAAAAUCUGUAAUACACCUCGCAUCUAAGUUUUUUUUUUAUAAAUUAUUCGUUAAAAAAUGAAUCCUCAACAAUCAUCUAUGAUAGAUUAUGCCCAACCUCCUCUCAUCACCGAAUUUAGAUUUUUUCAUCAUACUCCGAAUGAUAAUAAUUUUUAUCACGUAACUUGUCAGAUUAUUUCUGCCUCUUCAGAUGAUCAUGAUUACGAUCAUGGAUUCUUUUAUUGUGAAUCGGAAAUUAAUUAUUACGUUAAAUGUAAAUUGUACUCACAUUCUUUGAUCGUAAAUAUCUUGAAUAGAAAAAUGUAUGGAAAUGAUAUUGGCGUAAAUAAUUUGGAACUAAAAAAAUCCUUUUCAUCGGAACAAAGAUUAAAUUUAGAACAAAGUUUGAAACAAGUUCUUCCUUAUUAUCUUAUGCAAAGCCGUAUCCCUAAAAGAGAAAUGAGAGUAGUUUCUGAUAGAAAUAUGAAUCCCCUUCGUGAUCGCAAUGCUGAACAGGUAGUUUUAAUGACUGAUAAUCAAAACCAUUUUGGUAACCAAAAUCAAAAUAGAUUUUACCUAAAUGACGCUGAAGGUUACACUCAUCCACAAAAACUAAUUAAUUUCAGUAAUACUAGUAUGUUACCAAGAGAAGAUAGAAAUACAAAUGUGAAUAUUAGAACUAAUGUAAUGGCAACGUCACAGACAGUUUUGAUGUCCGAAAAUCAAAAUAAUAAUAAUAUUGGCUUGCAUCAUCAAAAUAGUGUUGGAGGCUAUAUUAAUAAUAGUGUUAUUUGUUCACAACAACAUGUUGGUUUAAAUAAUUUUUCAUCUCAUGAAAGUGAUAUUUGUAACAAUAGAAAUACGAACUUAUCUCAUGAGAAUAAUAUUCAGAACGAUUGUUUACUUCAUCAUCAAAAUAGAAUUGAUGAUAUUCAACAAGCCGAUCUCAACAAUCUUUCACAACGCCAAAUUCCUGGUCAAGAAACGAGAACAGAUUAUUAUACAACGACUUAUACUAAUCUUGAUUAUCAAUAUGACUCUACUCGUAGCGCUUAUUCAACUUAUACACAGCAACAAAUUGAUCUCGUUCCUAUGAGAGAGAAUAAUAAUAUGGAAACAACGCAAGCUAAUCCAACAAUAGAUAUUAAUCGAAAUUAUGAUAAUAAUAAUGGCAUGCCAUGCAAUGAUAAUCAAGAUGUGAGCUUUGACUCAUCCACUUGAUUUUCGAAAUUUUUAGCUUAGAAAAACUUCUUUCGAUUCGUUUUAUAUCGUGGCACGAGAAAAAUAAUCGUUAGUUUUAAAUUAUGAACGUUUUUCAUCCAAACAAUAAUUAUGUAAAUUAAGCAUUAAGCAAAAAAAAGGAGAAAUAAUAUAAAAUUACAUAUGAAAAUAUAUUUAAGAAUCAAC
Rhizophagus irregularis DAOM 181602=DAOM 197198 is the source of this 1444-nucleotide messenger RNA. RefSeq lists its product as uncharacterized. The record is from RefSeq and is a predicted model, not a curated record. Lineage: Eukaryota; Fungi; Glomeromycota; Glomeromycetes; Glomerales; Glomeraceae.